Molecule: messenger RNA, 3749 nt
Organism: Bombus huntii
Lineage: Eukaryota; Metazoa; Arthropoda; Insecta; Hymenoptera; Apidae
Gene: Mer
Product: merlin
Exons: 9
Coding region: 318-2243 (641 amino acids)
Biological process (GO): positive regulation of protein localization to early endosome; positive regulation of early endosome to late endosome transport; regulation of organelle assembly
Cellular component (GO): apical part of cell; cytoskeleton; adherens junction
Molecular function (GO): cell adhesion molecule binding; actin binding
Source: RefSeq, a predicted model, not a curated record
AAAACAAAAUGUUAGAUUAUCUAGACUGUCAGUAUAGUCACUGUCUCGAGCGAAGUUACUCGAAUUGGCUAAAAUUGGUGGAAUAAACUGUUUCAAAAGGCGGAGAGAUUAGUUUAUGUAUCGCUAUCAAUUCUGCUGCUGUUUUUUUUUCUCUCCGAAAAUAAAGUUUGAAAAAAAGGCCAACGGAAUGUGAUUUAACAAGGAAAUCCACGGUUCGAGAGAUCGUUACGCUGUUCCACGGGAAUUCGAGUGGAUCGAAUCGUUAUUACGUGUUUCAAUGUAUUUCGUCAAUAUGUUGCGAAUGCGUAGUGAACAUAAUGAGGAGUAAAAUGCCACCAUUUCGAAGGAAAAAGUCUGGAAAAUCUUUCCCCGUUAAAGUCUGUACCCUGGACGCUGAACUCGAAUUCAGUUUGGAGUGGAGAUCAACGGGAAGAGAUCUGUUCGAUUUGGUCUGUCGUACAAUAGGAUUAAGAGAAACGUGGUAUUUUGGACUCCAGUAUGAAGAUGCUAAAGGAUUUAUAUCUUGGUUAAAAUUGGACAAAAAAGUACAAGAUCAGUGUAUUUCUCAGCAACCUACGACACCUUUUAUGUUUCUGGCAAAGUUCUAUCCCGAGGAUGUUGCUGAAGAAUUGGUGCAAGAAGUAACACAACACUUGUUCUUUCUGCAAGUGAAACAGGCCAUCCUUUCAAUGGAUAUUUAUUGUCCACCAGAGGCAUCUGUUCUGUUAGCUUCUUAUGCAGUUCAAGCGAAGUAUGGAGACUAUGAUGAAGUAUCAUACCGUCCAGGAAUGCUCGCUAGUGAGGAUUUGUUGCCACAGAGAGUUAUCGAUCAGUAUCAGAUGACGCCUGAAAUGUGGGAAGAUAGAAUAAAAAUUUGGUAUGCUGAUCAUCGUGGAAUGUCAAGAGAUGAAGCAGAAAUGGAAUAUCUAAAAAUUGCUCAAGAUCUUGAUAUGUAUGGCGUAAAUUAUUUCCCUAUUAGUAAUAAAAAAGAAACUGACCUUUGGUUGGGAGUCACGGCCUUGGGACUGAACAUUUACGAGAAGGAGAACAAGCUGGCACCGAAAACAACAUUCACGUGGUCGGAGAUACGACACAUCAGUUUUGAUGACAAGAAGUUCGUAAUAAAGCCGGUGGAGAAAACGUCGCCGAACUUCGUGUUCUUCUCGCAGAAAGUUCGGAUGAAUAAACUGGUAAAAAAACAGUCAGAUGUUGGCAGCUGGGUGAAGGGUUUGAUAGCUUUAGGAUUCGACGAACAAAACAAUGACAAAGCUGCUCACAUAUUAUUUGUUAAGAUCCUGGACCUGUGUAUUGGCAACCACGAUCUGUUUAUGAGGAGACGCAAACCUGAUUCUAUGGAGGUGCAACAGAUGAAAGCACAGGCCAAAGAGGAGAAGUCGAGGAGACAAAUCGAGAGAAAUAAACUGGCACGAGAAAAACAACUCAGAGAAGCAGCAGAAAGGGAAAAGGCUGCUAUGGAGCAACGUCUUCUGCAGUAUCAGGAAGAAAUUCGUCUAGCAAACGAAGCACUUAGAAGGUCUGAAGAAACUGCAGAUUUACUAGCAGAGAAAAGUCGCGUGGCUGAAGAGGAGGCCAUGCUAUUAAGUCAGAAGGCUUCAGAGGCAGAACAGGAGAUCACACGUAUACGAUUGAAUAAUAUGAAGACAGAAGAGGAAAAGGUUCACCUAGAACGAAAGACCAGAGAGGCAGAGUUGCUUACAGAAAGGCUGGUACAAGAAUCAGAGCGAAGAGCAGCAGAAGCAGAAAAAUUAAAAGAUGAACUGCUACGUGCACGAAUUGCUGAAAAGGAAGCAAAGGAAAAACUGUUGGAAUUCCUCAGCAGAAACGCUUAUACUGCUACUAUAACUCCUGUGCCAAAUCUAUUCCCAUCGACACAAGUACUUCCGUCAGAUUUGCAAGCGGAUCUUCAGACACUGCAAUUGGAUACUGAACCUCUGCCAGCUGACCUAACUUCAUAUGAUCUAAUUGCCGAUGGAGACGUCGAUCAGCUCUCCCUGGAAAUAGAGAAAGAAAGAGUCGAUUACUGGGAAAAGAGCAAACACUUGCAAGAGCAACUUAGAGAAUUGCGUACAGAGAUAGAAGUUAUGAAGGUCGGAGAGAAACAGUGCGAGUUAGAUCAAUUACAUGAAGAACAAGUGCGACUCGGUGAGAAUAAGUAUAGUACGUUAAAGAAAGUGAAGUCUGGGUCCACCAAGGCCAGAGUUGCGUUCUUCGAAGAAUUGUAGUUGAUGUGUUCUUAAGAGAUUGAAAAAUUGAACGGACGCUUUAUGGAGAGGAGAUGAAACGAAUAUGCGAUUGGGUAUGAAAUUUUUGAAUCUCAGACACGUACGUAUGUAUACGUUCUAGAAUACUGAAACGUACGCUUUCUGUUGUAGCAGUUUGAUUUACCCUCUAAUAUUAACAAUAUCGAUAUAAUUAGUAAAUCAUACUUAAAGCGCAGUAAAAUUGUCCCUCUUGCUUGAACUUAUAUUUGUUUCUAUCCCCUAUGUAUCUUUACCUAUUUUGUCGUGUUAACGUACAGUUUCUAAUAAUUUAGUAAGUCGAUUAGUAGAAUUUUGCAUGAAGUACAUACACAAAAAUCAAAAUUAUUAGUAGAAUUACUAGAUAUUAAUGAUUGUGUAGAAAUAAGCGAUUUUUGAAGUCGUAUAUUUUUUUUAAAGCUACGAUAAUUUCAAAAUACUGCUCCCUUUUUUAAACUUCAGCAUUCAGAAAGCAUGUAUUUCUUAAUAUUUUGUUAAAUUUUAAUAGAAUUGGAAUGAAUUUUAAUUCAAUUUUAAUACAUUUCAGUUAUAAUCUAGUAUUAUCAUAAUACAUGCUUAGGUACUAUUAUUGUUACUAUGUUAAUACUCUUUAACGUGAAGUGAUUGAAUGUGCCUAUAAGAAUUUGCAUCGUGCAUCGCAUGAUUGGUAAAGGAGCUUAUCGAAGACAGAGAAAACUGUAUUAAAGCUGCAGUCUAGUCAAACAACUUGAGAAAGUGAACUAACUGGCGACCAGAUUCUUCAUUGGUAAAGGUACAAAAAGAAACAAUAGAAAAUCUACUUAAUUCGAACAUUUAUAAAACGCAAUUGCUGCGAACAAAAAAUGUGAUUCUUAAUGAAAUUACGAAAGUAAACGAAAAAUUCCAGUGGAAUAUUAAUCAUAAUUUUAAAAGUCUGAUAAUGAUACAAAAAAAAUAACAUGUAUACUCAUACAUCAGUAUAAGCUUAUUUUAACAAAAUGGAGAGGAUAUUCUUUAUGUAAUUUUUACAUAAGGAAAGUAGAAGCUUUCUAUAAUUGCAAAUACGCGAGGAAUUGUUUAUAUCAACAUAAAAUCUUUCGAGAUAAUAAUGUAUAAUUAAGGUUUUAAGAUUUGUAUAUAUAAAAGAGUUAACAUAAAAUUUGAUCAGUGUAUGAGUAUAUAUAGCGAUAUUCUCGUCUUUUUUUUUAGAUAAUCUAUAUGUAAGUGCAAAUCAUUGUUAUUAAUUUUUAUGCCAUGAAACGUAACUAACAUAAUUGAUAUACGGUUAGUUUGAUUAGACUAGAGCGUUAGAACUUCUAUGCAUUAUUAAUCGUGGCCUUCGAAAAAAAAAUGUUCCUAUCAAUGUAGUAAGAAAGUCAGUGUUCAAGUAUUCUACUUAAUUAAGUAGGGCUUUCCAAGCAUUCUAAAAUGUAACAUAUCCAUCGAUUAUAAUAUAGAGACAAAUGUAUAUAAUACUUUCUGAACGAGAAAAGAUUUUAAUUUUUAUAUGAA